UCCUCUCGGCCCACACAACCACAUCACACCAUAAAAGAACACAGUAUGAAUAUAAAAUAAAGCAUGAAAGGAUAAGCAAGAAGGAAUGAUUUGAAAAUGAGAGGUACAAACUCAUUCAAAGAUCAAUCACUCAUCAUGACCCUUCUUCCCUCAACACUCCAUGUUUUACUUCCUAUACUUCUGCUAGUGCUACCUAUAGUUCUGCUUUGUUUAUACUUCUACCCUUUGCCUCUUACUCCAUCUCCACCACCUGAUCUUCCUCAUUUCAACUCUCUUUCUUCCUCUCCUAUUCCUCCUCCUUCUCAAGAUAAGGACUAUGCUUAUGAUCCACCAUGUGACUUCUUUAAUGGAAAAUGGGUCCGUGACAAGAGAGGCCCUUUGUAUAAUGGUACUACCUGUGCCACGAUCAAGGAGAGCCAGAAUUGUAUCAUCAAUGGGAGGCAUGACUCUAGCUACCUUCACUGGAGAUGGAAACCAAGUCAGUGCCAUCUUCCAAGGUUUGAACCCAACACUUUUCUUAAACUCAUUAGCAACAAGCAUGUAGCUUUUGUUGGGGACUCUCUGGCUAGGAACCAAAUAGAGUCCCUUCUUUGCUUGCUAGCCACUGUUUCAACACCAAAACGUGUCCACCACAAAGGUUCCAAUAAGUGGCACUUUUCAUCUCACAAUGCAAGCUUGUCCUUCUAUUGGUCCCCGUUUCUUGUGCAAGGAGUUCAAAGAUCAACAUCAAACACAGGACCACAUCAUAAUAUAAUUCAUUUGGAUCGUGUUAAUGAGAAGUGGGCAAGGGAUGUGGGUCAAAUGGACUUACUUGUGAUAUCAUUUGGGAAUUGGUUUUUGGUUCCUUCAGUUUACUUUGAGGGUGAUAAGGUUAUAGGCUGCCUAAACUGUCAUGGUCUUAAUUACACUGACAUUGGUUUUUAUGGUCCACUAAGAAAGGCUUUAAGGAUUACUCUUGAUAGCAUAAUUGAGAGGAAAGUGGGUAAAGGAAAUGGCAUAGAUGUAAUUGUGAGAACAUUCUCACCUUCCCAUUUUGAAGGUGAUUGGGAUAAGGGUGGUACUUGUUCAAAGACUAAACCUUAUAGAAAGAGGGAGAUGCAACUUGGAGAAGUGGAUGCUGAGAUUAGAAGGAUUGAGAUGGAAGAAGUGGAAAAUGGUAAGGCCAAAGCAUUUGAGGGGUUAAGGUUGGAGGCAUUGGAUGUGACCAAAUUAGCAUGGUUGAGGCCAGAUGGACAUCCUGGUGCUUACAUGAAUCCUUUUCCAUUUGCUAAAGGGGUUCCAAAGAUUGUGCACAAUGAUUGUGUUCAUUGGUGCUUGCCAGGACCUAUAGACACAUGGAAUGAGAUUUUUCUAGAGAUGAUGAAAAAGUGGGAGAAACAGCCAAGAAGCCAAGAGUGACCAAUUAAUUCCUCUUGUUAAUUAAUUACACUAAUAAUUUUUCACUACAGUUAUAUUCUGUUUAGAGGAGCUAACGAAUACUUUUUUUUUUAAGUUGAAAUUCAUGAAAACCUCACCUAUAUUUAGAAAUGACAUCUACAACUUCUGUGAAUCAUGCUAAAAUAUCAAAUAUUUGAUUAUUUGACACACUAUAGUCUUAAGAAUGAAAGGCAGAGUAGGUGUAAGUGUUUUCUUCUGUUUUAGAGUGUCUGAUAUAUAACAACUUUUAGUCUGUUAACUAAUAUUAUUGUUCAAUCAUUUAAAAUAUGAAUUUGUAUUGUAAGCCUAUGUAUCCAAUGACGGGCCAAACACAAACAACUGAAUAUACCCACUUAUCUGAUUAUGUGAACGUAUGGAAUGAUCUGU
Messenger RNA from Cajanus cajan (pigeon pea), 1803 nucleotides. Its product is annotated as xyloglucan O-acetyltransferase 1-like. Gene Ontology annotation, cellular component: Golgi apparatus. The record is from RefSeq and is a predicted model, not a curated record. NCBI's taxonomy places the organism in Eukaryota, Viridiplantae, Streptophyta, Magnoliopsida, Fabales, Fabaceae. Gene Ontology annotation, molecular function: O-acetyltransferase activity.